This is a messenger RNA of Styela clava, 841 nucleotides long. The record is from RefSeq and is a predicted model, not a curated record. Lineage: Eukaryota; Metazoa; Chordata; Ascidiacea; Stolidobranchia; Styelidae.
AUCAUUCAUAAUUAGUUGAGUUAUAAAAUGGCUGCAACCAGUCUAUUUGUUAUGGAGAACAAGGUGUUUUCUGCUUAUCUUUUUUAUUGUGCUUUGAUUCUCCUUAAACUGUUGAUUAUGUCACCAAUCACCAUCACAUAUCGAAUGUUGACCAAUAGUUUCAUGAAUAUUGAAGACACCAGAGCACCAGUGCUUGGCACACGAGACCCAGACAAACAGAAAAGAGCAUUGGUGCCUAAUGAAUCAGUGAACCGAGUGAGGAGAGCACAUCAAAAUGACAUUGAAUGUAUUGUUCCAUUCACAAUUCUGGGAAUGUUGUAUGUAGCUAUCAAACCAGAUUUUGCUACUGCUGAAUUCGUUUUCAAGGUUUUUGCUGGCGCUCGUAUCGCUCAUACGCCAAUAUAUAUAUUGGGUGUACCACAACCUGCAAGAUUUGUGGCGUUUCUGGUGGGAUUCGCAGUCAACAUGUACAUGGCUAUGCAAGUAAUCAUGGCAAGCAAACCUGAACUGUUUCACUGAAAAAAUAGAUAUUAAUUUUAUUUUCAAAUUCUAUUAUGAAUAAUUAAAAAAUAGAUUGCAAAUUGAAAAUUGUUUGACUAGCCUAUAUCUCUAAUUGUAUUGGCUGAAGCAAAUCUAUUCUAUUGUAGGAAGUUGGCCCUUUGUACUGGGUAAACGUUUAUAAAAAAUUAACUUGCGAUUUGAUACCGGCAGCUUAUUUCAAUUUGUUUUUUUAUCGCUUGUUAGAUUGGAUUUUAAUUGCUGCCUUAUUACAAUGUUAUUUGUUUGCAUUGACUUUGUGGGUUUCUCUCAAUUUGCUUCAAUAAAAUAUUUGGAAAUCAUG